AAAAGCCCAAAGGCUUGCUGGACGCGGGGGUUGCCGCUGGUGAAGAAGGUCGGAGCGCUUGGUGUGGAUUUACCCAAAACCGCGGGGGGCGGUUCGAGGCUUUCUCGGAGGGCUCUGCGAGCAAGCGGGGAGAGACCGCCUGGCUUGAAGUUCCAAGAUGGCCUUGUGGAGUGUGGUUCGUGACAUGCAUCCAGAGCUGUUCAGUGGCUACAGCGAAGAGUUUCCUCGUGACCUGCGUUGCUUCCUCGGAGAUUGGCUGGAGAAGCACCCAUGGGAAUUCAUCACUGGGUCAGACUCAUUCAGCGCCUUCAUGGCUGACAGCCUGCUUUCUGCCUUGAUGGAGAAACUGCAAGACUUGGCCAAUCAAAACUGCCAACCCGGCUUGAUUCUUCAGCUCACUACUAACUUGGAGAACGCUUAUCGGAGAGAUCCGCUGCAGUUGGCAAGGACUGUGAAACAGAUUCUAGACGCGGAGCGGGUAGCCGUUCAGAACCAGUUUCAGUGCCUGCCCCUCAGCUUCCACCGCCAGCAGGAGGAACUGAAGUUUGGAUUUGAUCUGAAGCGGCUGCAGUACAAGCUGCAAGAGAUCCGGGCCCUCUAUGGGAACCUGGAGGACGGCUCAAGAGUUUCUCUGCAGAUAAACACAGUGGAUCCACAGUUCUCAACACAAGGGGACCUGCAAGCGAAUACCCUUCACACACUGUUCUCCGAAGUAGCCAAAGAGCUAGAAACCGCAAAGACCCGGCUGCUGAAGAGGCUUGACAUCUGGAAGAGGCAGCAGCAGCUGGCCGGGAACGGAACUCCCUUCGACGAGGACUUGGCUCCGCUGCAGAAGAGGUUUGAAAGCCUGGUGGACGUUUGUUUCAAGCUUCGCCAGCAGGUAGUAGCCCUGGCGGCUCAGCUGGGCGCUGAUCUUCAGUCUUGUCUUCAAGAACGCCUGGAGAUUGUUUUCAACACUCUCGUCAAAAGCGCCUUCCUGGUGGACAAACAACCCCCUCAAGUUCUGAAGACCCAGACCAAAUUUCAAGCCACCGUCCGUUUCCUGCUUGGCUCUCAGCUGUUCAAAGUUCCUCAGACGUCCUUCUCAGUCUCGGCCAACAUCGUAACAGAGAAACAAGCACGGGAACUGGCUGCCGGGCAUCCUGACGCCAGCCUCUGUGAAAGCACAGGAGAAAUUGUGAACAACGUAGCCCCUCUAGAGACCGCUACCACAAGCAAUGCCUGCUGUGCUGUCUUCAAGAAUAUGCUUCUAAAGAAAAUCAAGCGCAGCGACCGCAAGAGCACAGAGUCUGUGACCGAAGAGAAAUGUGCUGUCCUCUUCAGUGCCAGAAUCAACCUAGGCUCCAACAGUACCACCUUUCUGCUGCAGGCCCUCUCACUGCCCAUUGUGGUGAUUGUUCAUGGCAACCAAGACAACAACGCUAAGGCCACCAUCUUGUGGGACAAUGCCUUUGCCGCAAAAGACCGGAUCCCCUUUGUGGUCACGGAGCGUGUCCCCUGGGGGAACAUGUGUGAGACUCUCAACCAGAAGUUCAUGGCUGAGGUGCAGACCACGAAAGGCCUCCUCAAGGAGCACUACUUCUUCUUGGCCCAGAAGAUAUUCAAUGACAACAACGCCAGCUACGAGGACUUCCAGAGCCGCUGCGUUUCUUGGUCUCAGUUCAAUAAGGAAAUCCUUCCUAACAGAGGAUUCACCUUCUGGCAGUGGUUUGAAGGCAUCCUUGAACUCACCAAGAAAUAUCUGAAGGACUACUGGUCCGAUCGGCUCAUCUUGGGCUUUGUCAGCAGGCAGUAUGUUUCCAGUUGCCUGAGCAAUGCUCCAGCGGGUACUUUCCUGCUCCGUUUCAGUGACUCCUUGAUAGGUGGCAUCAGCAUCGCUUACGUCAUCCGCUUGCCGAACGGUUCCUGUGAAGUAGAGAACAUCCAGCCAUUCACAGCAACAAGCCUGUCUGUUCGUUCCCUUGCCGACUGUGUUCUGGAUCUGCAGGAGCUUCAGGUGCUGUAUCCUAACAGGCCUAAAAGAGAGGCAUUCCAGAACUACUUUAACGAAGAGUUACCAAGGAAGAACAAUAAAGAAUACGUCCCAACCCGGAUAAGGAUAACCGUGGGCACACCUUCAGAGCCGGCCCUACCAGAACAGAACUUACACAGCUCCAUGAGUCUUGGAAACCCUACUGCUUUUGUUUACUCUGAACAUUCCAGCCUGUCUCCAGCAAAACAGAACGUAUUGGGCUCCAUGCCCAAUCUCAGUGUGAAUCCUGGGAUCCCUACUGAUCCUGUUUACUCUGAUUUGCCUCUUGCUCCCGAGAGCGAAUGGCUGCCUCAAGGAAACGCUUCACCCCUUGAGCCAAUGGAGUCAGCAAUGGAUAUCGGUCUGCCUGACAUAAGCCUCCAUGGAAUCGUGGAUUUCCCCAUGCCGCUGGAUCCACUAGCCUCCGAGAACUUGCACCCACCCUCCAUCUACGAGCUGGAGCAACUGAUCCAGCACCAGCCACCCCUGCUUCACUAUUCCCGUAAUCCUGGACCCACCCUGACCAACCUCUGUUCAUAACCUUCGCGCCUCAUAUUUUUGCAAGGACUUCUAUUAUGGACCUUUGUGUGGGCGGUGUGACCGGCGACGGAUACUUUGGGUGGUUCUUCUGUCUAAGCCGGGGGAGCAAGAAUGCACUUUGCACCAGAGCGGUCAGGCCUCGGUGUUGUACAGAACACAGGCUUGCCUUUGCAGCAGUGCCUCCUUUGCUGCUUGGGCACUGUCCUUGGGUGCCUCGGAUGCUUUGCGCUUUGCCUGUGGCUCCUCUUGAGAAGCAACCUGUUGGGAAGGGUGGGGGUGUACAGUAGGGUUUCAGCUGUGACACAUGGGGAGAGGGAAUUUCUGGGAUAGAAAUCCACAGCAGCCUAGAUUACAAGGAGGGGAGGGGUUUUUUCUCAGGAUCUGUAGACUCAGGCUCUUCUCCCACUUGGCUGAGCUGCUGUCCUUAUGAGGGCAGAAAGGCGGGACAUUUUGUAAAAUAAAAGAAAUACUGGUGCUUUCACACAUCCCCUUGGGCAGCUGGGCACAGGGCUCGUUGUGUUGCGGAUUGUGUUGGGUCUCCGUCGCUGCAGCAAGAGGAGGAGAGGCUCCGUCCUGCUGCCCAGAAUUAAGAUCCCACGAGACCCUUACAUGGCUUCUCCUCGCACUCCUUCCUUGCCUGCCACACCCAGAGCCUCCAUCAAGUGCCUAUUUCGGAACGAGCCGCUUCUCAGGCAAUACUUCUGUGAUUUUUGAUAUUUUUUUUGGGUUGUGAAUCCAUGAAGGGGUGAUUCAGGCCCUGCGAUGGAGAAGAGGAAGGAAGAGGAAGGGGGAGGGACAGGUGCCACAGACUCAAAAGGAGGAAGAGACUCGACUGUGCUAAAACCGGGAAGUAAAGUUGGUGUGGGGAUUAACCCUGUAAUGACUGGUUUUUAUUUUUAUUUUUUUGGUCUGUACCUUGCGGAGGUUUGCUUUGCGAUAAUGUGAAUGAAUGUACACUCUGUUUAUGCCCAGCAGCUGUGUGUCGCUGUGAUUAGCAACACUGUACACAACUUAAGGGAAUCUUUAUAGAGUGAGUAUUUACCAUGUGUUAUGAUUUGCUUUCUUAUGUAAGUGUGGAAUGCGAUGUGGGAAACGGGGUCAUGUAGGAACAGGGCGGCCAGGAGCCAUCAUGGGCCCCCCCGGGCAAAGAUUCCACUCCCCCCCCCCCACAUAUGACCAUGGUCUCUAUGAAAUAUCAUAACUAAUCAGUUGGCCUGCUGUUACCAUGAAUGUAUAGUAAUAAAAGAA
Molecule: messenger RNA, 3799 nt
Organism: Gekko japonicus
Lineage: Eukaryota; Metazoa; Chordata; Lepidosauria; Squamata; Gekkonidae
Gene: STAT6
Product: signal transducer and activator of transcription 6, interleukin-4 induced
Exons: 21
Coding region: 158-2551 (797 amino acids)
Biological process (GO): response to peptide hormone; defense response; cytokine-mediated signaling pathway
Molecular function (GO): DNA-binding transcription factor activity, RNA polymerase II-specific; RNA polymerase II cis-regulatory region sequence-specific DNA binding
Source: RefSeq, a predicted model, not a curated record